Messenger RNA from Dichomitus squalens LYAD-421 SS1, 728 nucleotides. RefSeq lists its product as uncharacterized. The transcript has 3 exons. NCBI's taxonomy places the organism in Eukaryota, Fungi, Basidiomycota, Agaricomycetes, Polyporales, Polyporaceae. The coding region runs from base 304 to 579 and encodes 91 amino acids. The record is from RefSeq and is a predicted model, not a curated record.
ACUUCGGCGCCGCGACUUCCCCAAACGCGGAAUCCGAGAACCGCGACGUCCUGGCGACCGGUCAGGAGGCGGGAGCAUGGGAGACGCGGCGAGUUCAGUCAGUAAACAUGCCCGUUCUGCUCUUAGAACUUGGCACGAUCAUGAGACCAGUUAAUCUUCUAUAUGAUCGAAGCCAUCUCAGGAUGCAGAAGAGGGCCACUGACCGUAUAUGUUUGUCCAGGCCGGAGGUUCAGACGCUAGGGCGCGACAUUGUUGGGCCUUGAAACAAGUUCGCGCGUUUUUCAGUCUCACCACCGAUCGUGCAUGCGCAAGUUCCUGCGGUCUCGAGUGGUGAAGUAUGCUUUUAGACAAGGUGACGUCAAGUGUCUCUUCGUCGCAUCCGACUUCCCGAGCACUGCGGCACGCUGUCGACCUGCUCCUUCCAUCGCCUUCGAAUUCAUCAAAUUCAUCAUGCGAACCCUGCCCGUUCGCAUCUUGGGUCUCUGCCACUCGGGGAACCGUACUUCCGAAGAGCACAAGACCGCGCGAGCAGAUUUGCAAGUCGACAUCGGUAUCCAUCAACACUUGGACAGCAUCUAGAAGAAGGCUGUGGUCGAUUCUCCUUGGAUAGUCCGAUCGUGGCUAGGCACCCGGUGAGCCGUGGUCAAACCUUGUACAUAAGCCUGGCAUGUGCGCGCAGUAAGCGUGCGAUAUCCUCUGACAUCAUUGUUCCCGCUCUACCUCCCUUC